CACUGAAACUCUUGAUUUUUGUAUCCCUACUAGCGGGUGUCGUUACCAAAGUAUGGAAAUUGCUAUGUAUUUCUAGGAUAGUUUCUGGACUUCUAAUAAUCUUUGUGCUCGUUGUGGUUCUGAAUUUACUUACGCGUUCGCUACUAGUUAAAAGGAGGACCUAUAGUCCGAUAUUUAAAAGAAUAGUCAUAAAUUUUCCUUAUAAUGACUAAGGCCCGUUAAAUGCUACCACGCCGAACCUCAAAAGACCAAUUCACUUAUUGGACGGUUGUCACUACGGCUGACUGUUUUUCGAGUACCGACCGAGGCCCGCGCCUCGACCAGAGAGUACCAUGCCGUACAUAUUCCCAAUCGAGCGUGACAGCCAGAAGGUUCUCAUCGGAUGCGCCGUUAUUUUCUCAUUGUUACCGGUGACUGCCGUUGUUCUGCGCUUGAUAGCGCGAUCAAGAAUCAGAAAUCACAUUCUUGAUCUGAGCGACUGGCUAAUUAUCUUAGCAUGUAUUGUCGCUGUCGCAUACCAAGGACUUGCAGUCUCCUGUGCUGUGGUUGGAGGGAUGGGAUACCACACCACUGAGGUCCUUGCGAUGGGAGGGAAGGAGUCGCUAACUCUUCUCCUGGAGCUUGUAACCGCGAUCAUCGUAUUCUGGGGCGUUAGUCUCGCGUUAACGAAACUAUCCAUCCUCGCGUUAUACGCCAAGAUUUUCAGUGUCAGGAGCUUCGUUCUUGCCGCUCAAGCCUGUGCCGUAUUUGUCGUACUCUGUGCCAUGGCCUUGAUAAUCGGUCAUUUCUCCAUAUGUACGCCAGUUUGGUACAACUGGGACAGAUUCUCGACUCCGGGGACUUGUGGCGAUAUUAGGUUGUUAUGGUCCGUAACCGGUGGGCUCAAUAUCUUCAGUGACCUGGUUAUUAUAUUCCUUCCCAUGCCACACAUUUGGGGCCUAUCGCUACAGUUGUACAAAAAGAUUGGAUUGGUAGUGACCUUUGGAAUUGGACUUGCAGUCUGUAUUGUGAGCGCCGUCCGACUUGCCGAGAUUAUCAAAGUCGACUUAGACGACUUCCCAUUUUCCAGCGGUGUCGCACUCGCGUUUAGUGCGCUGGAACCCUGUCUCUUGGUAACUGCAGCAUGUAUACCGCUUCUCCGCCCAUUAGUAUCUCGAAAGAAUUCGUCAGUCGAACACAGUAGCUACGCCGACGGAACUAUUACUAUUGGUGGUUCCGGAGCUCCUUCGGCUCCUCGAAUGGGGGGGUUCUCAGAACUAGAAGACGACAACAGCUCGACGAGACAACUACAUGUGAAACAGUCGAAAUUUGGUGGUGGGACAACUGCCGAGGCAGAUGGUAGUUCCUUCGGUUCCUCCCAUGGAGCAGAUAAUUAUACCAACGUGGAGUUAAAAGCUAUCAGGGUUAAGAAGGAAUGGAAGGUUGUUGAAGAAUCUGUUUAAACAAUCCAAGGUAUUAUUUUAAUAACUUGGAAUAUACAUUGACAUUAUGAGCGGAUAUUGUAUUAGAAAUUGUACCUAGUUUAAAAAAACAAAAACCUAAUGAAGACUCCAUAGAUUAUUCAGGUAAUUCUAAUAACCCUGGCCGAGGGAUGUGCC
Molecule: messenger RNA, 1598 nt
Organism: Hypoxylon trugodes
Lineage: Eukaryota; Fungi; Ascomycota; Sordariomycetes; Xylariales; Hypoxylaceae
Exons: 3
Coding region: 333-1442 (369 amino acids)
Source: RefSeq, a predicted model, not a curated record